Molecule: messenger RNA, 1067 nt
Organism: Brassica rapa (field mustard)
Lineage: Eukaryota; Viridiplantae; Streptophyta; Magnoliopsida; Brassicales; Brassicaceae
Product: 50S ribosomal protein L19-2, chloroplastic
Biological process (GO): translation
Cellular component (GO): ribosome
Molecular function (GO): structural constituent of ribosome
Source: RefSeq, a predicted model, not a curated record
UGGGACCAUCUCAAGUUCUAGAAACUGGAAGAUGAUAACAAGCAUUAGAGCAGGCAUUGGUUGCGGAGUCGGCAUUAAUGUGUAGGCCCAUUAAAAUGAAUACGGGCCCAAUGUGUAGGCCCAUUAAAGUUAUUGUACGCGAGGAUAAGAGAUUUCAAUAUAGCUUAAGCGCUGAAGCUGCUGAUAAGGCUUUCGUUACUCUGCAAACAUGGCGACGAGCUCUCGUCUUCUUCCUCAGGCACUGCAUAUGUUACCGAGAAUCCCUAGUAAGAAUCUAGGUGUUUCGUCAUUUACACCAUCAGUGAACUCUCGGAUAUCAUUUUCUACGGUUUCACUAAGUCAUUCCGGCUCCAGCUUUGGCUUCGCGAUCGAUUCCAGGAAGAAAAGGGAGUUUAUCGCUAAAGCCGAAGAGAGCACUGAAGGUGAAGACACUGAAGAAGCAGUUACGGAGGAUGUUGCUGAAACAGAAGAAGCCACUGAGGUGGAGGAAGCAAAAACUCCGUGGAAGCCAAGGACCAAGCUCGGAGAUGUCAUGGGGAUACUGAACCAGAAAGCAAUUGAGGUUUCAGAGAAAGUAAGACCGGUUCCAGAGAUUAGGACAGGGGACAUUGUGGAGAUCAAACUGGAAGUUCCUGAGAACAGACGUAGGCUAUCGAUCUACAAAGGUAUAGUGAUGUCUAGGCAAAACGCAGGCAUCCACACUACUAUUCGUAUCCGGAGAAUCAUUGCAGGCAUUGGUGUUGAGAUCGUCUUUCCUAUAUACUCACCAAACAUAAAGGAGAUAAAAGUGGUGAGUCACAGGAAAGUGAGAAGAGCAAGGCUUUACUAUCUGAGGGACAAACUUCCUCGUCUCUCUACUUUUAAAUGAGCACCACCAGUCUUAUGCUGUCUUCAACCUCCAAAGGUAGCUAAGCUAAGCCACUCUUGUUUCCACCCUCUUCUUUGUAAGAAUUGUUUGUUUGUUUGGUUGUCUUUUGGAUUUUGUUUCUCUUCAUGUAAUAAUAUUACAGUGACAUAUGAGAAAAGUAAAUCAAAAUGCUUGGUGAGGCUCCCUGUUGAAGUUUUAA